AUGUAUACCCUGGCGUGGAACAAAUUGACUCAGUUGAGUGGGAUCUUUGGCGGGGUUAGCAGUGGCGGUCAAGCGUUGGGAGGGAAGGGACUCGACAAGAAAGAACCAGCUGGCUGCAGUGCCUCGAGUGCAAAAGUUUUGGAUCGGGAAUGCAAAUUGGCACGCGCAUCGCGUGCCCAGCAUGGGAGACGAGGACCGCCCGCGUGCGCACCAUCUAAUCACAAAGAUGUUGCAGAUUGUUGCGUGGUUGAUCGUAUAAUCAGUACUACUAACUCUGCCCGAAGUUUUAGGAUAGGGUAUGAUGCUGAUGAAAUACCAUCUGCGGACACCGGUGUCCUCUCGCCAGGAGCUUCUUUCCUUGCCGCUUUGUUCGCUCGCCAUUGGGUGGUAAGCGAGCAAUUGCGCCAGGCGGUCGCGAUGCACGCUUAUUCCUCUGAUGCUGAUGGGUUAAGUCCGGAUAACCCUGUGAUCAGGGAGUUGGCUGACGGGCGUGCGCAUAUUCUUGGCUGGCCGAGCGGUGUUUCGUCUUUUCUGCGAGGCGGGAGGGGAACAAUUUAUUCUUUCUUGAAGUCAAAAGUCGUAAACGCCGAGAAGGUUGAACGUGUGACCGGCUCGGAAAGGAGACAAUUUCGCUUUAAAGUCGAUUAUCAUGUCUGGAACACCGCAGAGCUGCUCGAAACUACCCGCAUAUAUGUGAUGCGAAUGGGUCCUGGAUGGUUGCAGACAGCCUGUACUGUGCAGCGCCCUCGCAUAUGGCGAAGGGCGAUAAAAACUAGUUUCAACACAUGGCCAUGGGAAUGGAAUGCGGGCAAGACCUGCGAAGAUCUGCGGCCAGGGUGGGCUACUAGGAACAGCAUCCACGAACCAAAGACCCGGAUAGUACAGAAGAGGCAACUCGUUACCGCGCAUCCCAGGAAUACCACGCCCGACACUGCAAUUAUGAUUGAUGGUAACGCCGUUUAG
Cantharellus anzutake is the source of this 963-nucleotide messenger RNA. RefSeq lists its product as uncharacterized. The record is from RefSeq and is a predicted model, not a curated record. Bases 1 to 963 code for a protein of 320 amino acids. Lineage: Eukaryota; Fungi; Basidiomycota; Agaricomycetes; Cantharellales; Hydnaceae. The transcript is spliced from 10 exons.